Camellia sinensis is the source of this 510-nucleotide messenger RNA. The record is from RefSeq and is a predicted model, not a curated record. Lineage: Eukaryota; Viridiplantae; Streptophyta; Magnoliopsida; Ericales; Theaceae.
AUGAGGAAUGUGGGUUCUUACAAAAAUAGUGGUGCACCGGUUCUUUUUCAGAUUGCGCUUAUUCGGAAGAUUAUUCCAACACUUUGUGGGAAUCCUAUUUUGAAAGUGCCACCAUGUGCAAGCAAUAGUUCCAAGAAGUCGUUGAUUAAAAUUAAUCUUCGAUACAUUCUUCCUGUCAUUGCAUUGAUGCUAAUCUUUUCUAUUGGUGUGCAUAUUGUUAAUAGAAAUCAUGGAAACAAUGUCCAAAGUCAAAAUCUAUUAGAUUUAUAUGUAACAAUGGAGCACAAAAUGAUUUCAUAUCUAGAGCUUCUACGAGACACAGAUUACUUCUGCAAAACCAACUUGCUUGGAGUAGGAAGCUAUGGCUCAGUAUACAAAGGUGUACUUUCAGAUGGGACAAUUGUUGCCGUUAAGGUUUUAAAUUUGCAACUUGAAGGAGCUUUCAGAAGUUUUGAUGUAGAAUGUAAAGUGUUGCGAACAACUCGACAUAGAAAUCUCGUUGGAGUUUAA